AUGCCUGGGAGCCUGUUUCAGCCGCUCUGUGAUCAAAGAACUCAAUCAAAAAGAAAUCGUCGGUAUUAUGAGCGACAUCCAACCGCGACAGAACGAAAACAAUUAUCAGCAUUAGAAUCAAUUGAAAGAAAUGCAACCGAAGAAGAAGACUUCAAAGAAAAUGAAACACAGCAACAUUCAAACGAACAACAGAAUAACAAUAAUCCAAAACACGAAGAACGACAAUAA
Molecule: messenger RNA, 228 nt
Organism: Didymodactylos carnosus
Lineage: Eukaryota; Metazoa; Rotifera; Eurotatoria; Philodinida; Philodinidae
Source: the annotation of a GenBank genome assembly